AUGGAACACUUUUGUUUCUUGGUCAUCGUCUCACUCUCUGGUUUGGCUAUGGCCCUGCAGCUGACCACCCCGUGCUACGCUGCGCAAGCUCAGCCACAACCGAUCUACGACAUAGAUGGCGACGAGCUAACAAGUAACAGUACGUACACCAUCAUGGCAGCGGAUCGCAAUCUGAGCGACCAUUGUGUCUCUGUUGGCUCAUUUCGGAGGGAGGAAUGUCAUAGGCAUGCGACCCUGACACCGUGCAAGCAAUUUGGCGGGAUGCGAGGCGUGCAUGUGUCGAUCAAGCCGGCGGAGGCGAGCGAUGGCUCUGGCAAGGAAGCGUCAAUCCGCCUCUCGACCGACGUCGUGAUCGAAUUCAAAGGCGUGGUCACCUGGUGCAAGCACCAUCUCCAGUCAUGGUACGUCCAUGGAGAGAUCACGAACCAGACGCAUGUAACCGCCAGCUGCUUCAGAGGGAUGAAGGGAUGCCAGCCGUCGGCAGGCACAUGCAAGGAACAGAGUUUCCUGUUCCGCAUUGAAAGGCACGAGAACGUAUACAAGCUAACGUCGUGCUUCCAUGCGCCGUGUCGCCAUCUGGUGUUGUUCGAAUACGCCGGCCAAAGGUGGCUGACCGUAGAGAAAGAUGGGCGUGAGCCUCUGGUGGUCGUGUUCAAGAAGUUCCCUUUCCCCAACUAG
This is a messenger RNA of Triticum dicoccoides, 678 nucleotides long. RefSeq names its product endogenous alpha-amylase/subtilisin inhibitor-like. Lineage: Eukaryota; Viridiplantae; Streptophyta; Magnoliopsida; Poales; Poaceae. The record is from RefSeq and is a predicted model, not a curated record. Gene Ontology annotation, molecular function: endopeptidase inhibitor activity. The transcript is spliced from 4 exons. Bases 1 to 678 code for a protein of 225 amino acids.